AUUUUCCAUUUCCCUUUCUUCUCUCUUCUGUCCUCCGACUCGUGGAGCUUUUGUGGAUUGAGGCGUCGCGCAAGCUGUGGUUUUCCUUGGCUCUCACGAGCCCCCUCCCCUUUCUCUCCGAAAAAACAAGCACUAAAAGUGAAGGAGAUAUCGAGAGAGAAACCAAAACCAAAGCAGAAAAAAAUCUCUGGUUUCUUUCGUCCAAUUUCCAUCUUUUCGUCGAAUUGGAUCCCGGAGUUCGUCUCCCGACCUUCUCCUGAGAAGAUCGGUAGCGCUUUCGCUUCCAUUUGACCUCCAUUUCGCUGAAAAAAUACUUUUUUUGGUUGGCGAAUGGAAGAGAGAGGGCUGGGGAGGAGGCGGUGAGGACGGUGGAGAAGCGAGGGAGGGAGAAGGAUGCUGUAUUUGAAGCAGCCGAGGGGGAAUCUAGGGGUCCGGCGGACGGCGGCGUGGUGAACUCGGUGGAGGGAUUGGAUGUGCGAGUGAUCUGGCCCGAGCCCACGGCUCGGGAUCCGGACGGAAUGGCAGCGGAGAACCGGGCGGGGACUCGGAUCGCCGACGAGCCGGAUGCCGCGAGCUGCUAUCUCCAGAAAUUUAGUCUCUACGAGACUCGAUCGAAAUUCUAUAUGAUUGGAAGAGACAAAAGUAGAACAUUAUGGAAAGUGUUAACGAUAGAUAGAUUAGAGCCUUCAGAGCUGAACAUCCGUGAGGACUCCACCACAUACUCGGAAAGUGAAUGUCAAGACCUGUUGAGGCGAAUACAUGAAGGAAAUAGAUCUACUGGUGGACUAAGAUUUGUCACCAAUUGCUAUGGCAUAGUUGGUUUUAUUAAGUUCUAUGGGCCAUAUUACAUGUUGCUUAUAACCAAAAGAAGGCAAAUUGGUGCCAUAUGUGGCCAUACAGUGUAUGCUGUCACCAAAACUGAAAUGAUUGCACUUCCAAAUUCUACCGCGCAACUCAAUAUGGCUAAUUCUACAAAUGAGAACAGAUAUAAGAAGCUCCUAUGCACAGUGGAUCUUACAAAGGAUUUCUUUUUCAGCUACUCAUACCAUGUUAUGCGUAGCCUUCAAAAGAACUUAUCCGAUAAUCAGACAGGACAUGUUUUAUAUGAAACAAUGUUUGUGUGGAAUGAGUUCUUGACACGUGGAAUACGAAGCCAUCUCAAAAAUACUCUUUGGACAGUUGCACUUGUCUAUGGGUUCUUUAAACAAGCCAAACUCUCAAUAUCGGGAAAGGAUUUCUGGUUGACACUCAUUGCUAGGCGUUCACGUCAUUAUGCUGGCACCAGAUACCUCAAGCGUGGUGUUAAUGAGAAAGGUAGAGUAGCAAAUGAUGUUGAGACAGAACAGAUUGUUUUUGAAGACACUCCUGGAGGAAUUCCGACACAAGUCAGUUCCGUCAUCCAGAAUAGGGGUUCCAUACCCCUUUUUUGGUCACAGGAAACUUCGCGGCUGAACCUCAAACCUGAUAUUAUAUUGCAGAAAAAGGACAAAAAUUAUGAAGCUACCAGGCUUCAUUUCGAGAAUUUAGAAAAAAGAUAUGGAAACCCAAUCAUUAUUUUGAACUUGAUUAAGAAAUACGAGAAGAAACCUCGAGAAUCUAUACUUCGUGCAGAAUUUGCUAGUGCAAUUGAUGCUAUAAAUAAAGAUCUGUCAGAGGAAAAUUGUUUGAGAUUCUUACAUUGGGAUCUUCAUAAACAUUCUCGGAGAGCUAUAAAUGUGCUUACAUUGUUGGGUAAAGUGGCAGCUUAUGCUUUGAAUUUAACAGGCUUCUGUUACUGUCAAGUUACACCAGCUUUAAGGCUUGAGGGUGCUUUAAAAUGGCCUAGCCUAUCGAACGACAAUGUUGGUCACUGGUCAUUUAAUAAUCACAAAAGCAGCAACAACACGAAUGAUAACCAUGAUGAUGCUGAGAUCGCAGCUGAUGGAUACCAGGAAGAUAAUGCAGUGAGCUCUGAUAUCUCUGGACCUUCAACCGCAGAGGAUAAAGCGAGAAGUAGUGAAAAUUGCUUGGUUAAGCCACCUAUGUUUCAAAAGGGCAUCCUGCGCACAAAUUGCAUAGACUGCUUGGAUCGCACUAAUGUUGCACAAUAUGCCUAUGGUUUAGCUGCUCUCGGGCAUCAACUACAUGUCUUAGGCUUAAUAGACAUUCCCAAAAUUGAUCUAGAUUCUCCUCUGGCUGAUGAUUUAAUGAGGUUUUAUGAGACGAUGGGCGACACACUUGCUCUACAGUAUGGUGGUUCUGCUGCUCACAACAAGAUAUUCUCUGAGAGAAGAGGUCAAUGGAAGGCAGCAACCCAGUCUCAAGAAUUCUUCAGAACACUUCAAAGAUAUUACAGCAAUGCCUACAUGGAUGCUGAAAAACAAGAUGCAAUAAACUUAUUCUUGGGCAACUUCCAGCCUCAACAGGGUAAACCAGCACUGUGGGAGCUGGACUCUGAUCAGCAUUGCAAUAUAGGGAAACAUGCUUAUGCUGUUGCUGAUGAAAAUGAAAGGUCAUUUUUCAAAAGAUCCCUGUCAGAUGGCAAUAUUCUGCGUGGAAACAAUACACCCUCCAGCUGUAAUGUUAGCAGGAAAAAGCUCCCUAACUCAGCUUUGUCUGAUAGAAAGCAUCAAGUGGGAGAUGCCAAGGGUCUGUCUGAUUCAACACCAGAUAUUUCAACCUGUGGAAGUGACGUAUCAUAUUCCAGGUACACUCCCACAAUGUCUCGCAGACAGCUUUUUGCAGAUAAUGAGCAUAGUUCUUUCUGUGAAAAUGGGGAUUCAAAUUUCCUGGACCUUGAUUGGCUUUCAUCUUCUGGUAAUUCAUGCGAGGAGGAAAUUUAUGAAAGGUUCCCAAACAUGAACUCUCCAAGUGAGAAUCUGUCCACCGAAAAUGUCAUCAAUGGCAUAGCUACUGAGACAACACCACCUUUAAGUGAGAAUGGGACUGGCAUAAAGAGAAAGCAGACAACUGAGGUACAAAUGGUCAAUGAAGCUGCCCAAAAUUCCGAUGUUCUCCAUGAGUAUUCUGACAGCUUCGUGCGUUGGGUGAUCCAGGGAGAUGCUCUAUGUCACUGAUGCAGGAAAAUUUAGGUAAUGCCCCAUCUGACCCUCAGCAUCCAGAUGUCGGUCCCUCAAAAAUUUAGCAAAAUGAUUAGGAAAGGGGACAAAUUACAUGUUCAAGGUGGACAUUCUUGUAAGAUAUCCCUGCCCAUAUGUCGUUCUUUUCAGCCGUGUACAAUUGUGUUAAUUUGGUUAAAAAGUGCUGUCUUCAGUAAUAGUCUGAUAGAAGAAUGAGUACAUAGGUAUAAUUCUUUCGGAUCUCUGUUUACAUUUGUUCCACCCUCAAUAUGCCAUCAUGUAAAUAUUCACAUAUAUUUGCUCAUUCGAGCACAACAUUUAUGGCAGCAAUUUUUCCCUCUUACCAAUUUUGGUU
Messenger RNA from Phoenix dactylifera (date palm), 3414 nucleotides. Its product is annotated as phosphoinositide phosphatase SAC3-like. Gene Ontology annotation, biological process: phosphatidylinositol dephosphorylation. Lineage: Eukaryota; Viridiplantae; Streptophyta; Magnoliopsida; Arecales; Arecaceae. Gene Ontology annotation, molecular function: phosphatidylinositol-3,5-bisphosphate 5-phosphatase activity. The record is from RefSeq and is a predicted model, not a curated record. Gene Ontology annotation, cellular component: intracellular membrane-bounded organelle.